AUGUCCAUCAACGAUGCUUUCAUUACAAGAAUAAUUAAAAGUAGAUUCGGCGCAGGCAAGAAGGAUAAGAAACAGCAAUUGCACUUUGAUGCACAAGAAAUAACAGACAUUUUAUUCCAAGGAUCAGAAGUCCUUAAGAACGACCCAAUUCUCUUGAAGCUUCCAGCCAAUAUCAUAAUAGUUGGUGACCUUCACGGAAAUAUCGAUGAUCUCCUCAGAAUCUUUACGCGUUGUGGUUAUCCAUCAGAAACGAAUUAUAUUUUCCUCGGUGACUACGUAGAUAGAGGAGAAAACUCAUUAGAAGUUUUCUUACUUCUUAUUUCCCUUAAGAUUCGCCAUCCAAAUAACAUUUAUCUCCUUCGUGGAAAUCAUGAAUCAAAUUCAAUGACAGGAAUCUACGGUUUCAGAGAAGAAGUCAGAAAGAGACUUAACAAGCAGAUGUAUUUCAAGUUCUUGGACUGUUUCAAACACUUACCAAUAGCAGCUGUUAUAGAUAACCGCGUUUUCUGCGUUCAUGGCGGAAUAUCGAAGGACCUUCAUAAGGUCGAACAGAUUGCUGCUCAAAAGAAGCCAAACGAUAUUCCAUUAACAGGAAUCAUCGCAGAUAUGCUCUGGUCCGAUCCAAUUGACGAAGUAGAUACAUUCCAACCUAGCGACCGUGGCGUUGGAGCUCUCUUUGGAGCUAAACCACUCGUUAAAUUCUUAGAAGACAACAAUCUUGAACUUCUUGUUCGUUCUCACGAAUCCUGCAACAAAGGAUUCAACUGGCCAUACGAGGGAUCAGCUGUUGGAAGCCACAGUCUUCUUACAAUCUUCAGCAGUUCGAAUUAUUGCGAUGAAUUUAACGAUGGAGCAGUUCUAAGUGUUCCACAAGACGGAGAUUACCAAAUUAUAUCAUUUACACAUGGCAAACAUGUUAGAUUCGCUUUACCAAAGUGGGCUAUCACAACUCCAACACCAGAUAAGCCACAUUUACACCAGGAAGAGGAAAUCACUCCAAUUCCAAAUGCAGAUUUGUUACCUCUUGCAGCUUAA
Molecule: messenger RNA, 1035 nt
Organism: Trichomonas vaginalis G3
Lineage: Eukaryota; Parabasalia; Trichomonadida; Trichomonadidae
Product: phosphoprotein phosphatase protein
Exons: 1
Coding region: 1-1035 (344 amino acids)
Cellular component (GO): nucleus; cytoplasm
Molecular function (GO): protein serine/threonine phosphatase activity
Source: RefSeq, a predicted model, not a curated record